AAGAGUGUCAAAUCGAUUUCCCAUUCCACGUUUUUAGAACGAGCUCAAAUUUUCAAAGUUGUGAUCGUAUGUAACUCGUAAAUACAAGCACUUGGUAGAACUGUCACGUUGUUCGGUUUAUUAUUAUCACAUUAUCAUUUUUUAUCUUUCUUAUCAAAUAAUCAUUGUGUAUCUAAGGUUCGUUCAAUAAUGGAUUAAAAUAGUAGCUAUAAGUAAAUGGUAUAAAAGUUGAACAAGUGCCGCGACAGCAGGUAUACGAAGUAAAAGUGAAACAAAACCAGUUGACGAACGUUUAUUAAAAAUAUUUUACAAUAAUGAAUCUUAGUUGUGGUUCUAGGACUAUAAAAUAUUUAAUUUUCACCUUUAAUUUUUUCUUUGUGAUAACUGGUAUAAUUUUAAUAGCAGUUGGAGCAUCCAUACACGCUUAUUAUACGCAAUAUAACUUUUUCCUAAAUAGUGAAUAUUUUUCACUACCGAAUCUUUUGAUCGCGACUGGAACAUUGAUAUUCAUAAUAUGUUUCCUUGGGUGCUAUGGCGCUAUUAAAAACAGCUGGAUUAUGCUUAUGGGAUUUUCUGUUUUACUGGGUAUAAUAUUCAUAUUCGAAUUUUCCGCCGGAAUCGCCGGUUAUGUACUUAGAAACAAAACCGGAAGGUAUUUAGAAGAAGCAAUGUCAAAUUCUAUGAAAGAUUACAGCGUUGACAGUUCUGCAUCUUCUUUUAUGUGGGAUCUCAUACAAAGAGAGUACGAGUGCUGUGGUAUAACAAAUUAUAAUGAUUGGAGAUCAAUUAUGAACAACACGGAUCUUCCCAUAUCGUGUUGUCCCGCGAAACAAGGUCAGUCUGCAGAAUUUUAUUGUAACUCAGACACUGGGACGACUUCCACGACUACAGCUUCUACUAUUACCACAACUACCCCUACUAAUAGUUCUACAGACACUACUGAGGGUCGCAGUAGAAGGGAUGUUGUACAAAAACCCUCAACAACUCCACCAUAUUCGAUUGGAUGUGAAGCGGCGUUUGGUAAAUGGGUUAGAUCCCACGCAGUUGACAUUGGAGUUGUCUGUUUUACCCUAGCCGUCUUACAACUGAUUGGAAUCGGUUUCGCUUGUCAUUUGUCCAAACAACUUAAAAAUUCGUACUACAGCACUUAAACAAUUUAUAUAUGGCUAUUUUUUGACACACAAACCAAUAAAAGUUGAUUUUUUUUGUUAUAUUGAAUAAAAUUUACUCAUAGUAUAGUUGCGUCACGUUUUGAUUGAAAUAUUCGUACACCUGGUAUAUUUUUACUCUUAAGUAGAGAUUAAAAAUCUAUAUUCACUUUUUAAACUUGAAAAAAUGUUACCUGUAUGCCUUUAUAAAUAAUUUGAAAUCGUUAAGAAAUAACUUUUAUUAGUGUAGAAUUUACUACUAGAAACAUGCCGUAUGUCAGUUUACAUACAAUCAGAUGAUGUGUGUUAAUAAAAAUAAAUUUAAGCUAACCGAGAUACAAAUCUAUUGAUAAAAAUCCUUUUUUUUAUCCAGUGUCUUUAGGAUCGUACGUAUUUUUAAACAAAAAAAUUUUGCGUGUACGUAAAUAACAUUCUUACUGCGACUUUUUAUGUCAGGUUCGUUCCAACCUAUCAAAGGGGGCGGAGAAUGCUUCAAACGGUCCAGAUUAGUAGGUUGGAACAAACCUGUCAUAAAACACAGUAUUCCGAUUCACACAGUGUUGCCAGAAUGUGAGGGAUUUCUUUAAAUAUGAAUGAGGCUGAAUAAAAAAUUUCAAUAGUGAAUGAUUGCUGGUUUUUAUAGGGAAAAGAAAAUUUUAACAGCAAUUUUCAUUUAACUUAACAUUAGUUACAUAUCUUGAACAAAACAAAAAAAACGCUUUGUUUAAAUCACUAUAAUAAGUUACGAGAUGCAUCGUUCGUAUAUUUAAUUUUUAUAAUAUAUAUAUAUAUAUAUAUAUAUAUAUAUAUAUAUAUAUAUAUAUACUUACUUAUUUUACCAUUUUUAUUAUGGUAACAUCUUGUACUGAUCACCCAUCACAGUUUUGAAGAAAAUAUUUUUUCACUCGAUUAAUAGAAAAUUGUUAAAAAAAUCUGGCAGCACUGGAUUUCCUUCAUGCUGUUAAUUUAUUCGAAUGCCAUCUAUUCUAGAUGUUAGGUUAGAUUCGACAUUCUUUAACGAACUUUAAACUGUAGAAUAUUUAUAAUCGGUAGUUCUUUUUAUUAUUUUAUUUCUAUCGAUACCAUUUUAGUACUCACCCUAGUGUGUAUCUUCUUUUAAUUUUUAUUUCUAGUGACAGUUGGUUUAUGUGUUUGUUCAUUUUAUUAUAUUUAGACCGUCCUUACUUGGUAAGAAUGAACUUUUUUUUCUAAUUAUUACGUGCCAUCGAAUUUAAUGUAUUCAGUUGAACAUAUACAAGAUUUAAAUAUGUUUGGUAGCUAUAAACAGUGGUGAAAUUUGUACUAUACACAAAAAAAAACUUUCCUACUAUUUGUAUUAAAGAUAUUUGAUGAGAAUUUUUCAUAAUUUCCCGAAUUUUCAAAUAUAAAUCGUUCACAGCAGUACUUUUAUCAUCGUUACCAAUUGGAGUAUGUUUCAUUUUAUAUUUUGUUGAUGUAGGAAUGUGUGAAAAAAAUCUGUUUUUAUUUGAUUUCUACUCUACAAGUUUAUUUAAACUUUUCAACUUUUUGUGUAAAUACGUUGUAUAUUAAAACUAUACAGUAUGUUGUUUGAUGUAAUAGAUUUAUAAUUUGUUGAUUUCCAAUAAAAUAAAAUCGAAA
Messenger RNA from Diorhabda carinulata, 2768 nucleotides. RefSeq names its product CD63 antigen. Gene Ontology annotation, cellular component: membrane. The transcript is spliced from 6 exons. Bases 315 to 1151 code for a protein of 278 amino acids. NCBI's taxonomy places the organism in Eukaryota, Metazoa, Arthropoda, Insecta, Coleoptera, Chrysomelidae. The record is from RefSeq and is a predicted model, not a curated record.